This is a messenger RNA of Zonotrichia albicollis (white-throated sparrow), 3335 nucleotides long. Lineage: Eukaryota; Metazoa; Chordata; Aves; Passeriformes; Passerellidae. The record is from RefSeq and is a predicted model, not a curated record.
CAGCUUUACCCCUGCUCGGCUCGUGUGCUGCUCUGGCAGCGCGGAGGUCUAAAGUCAAAGCUGGUUUUUCCUGCUCAGCAGCUCAGGAGAGAGAAAGGAAAAGGAAAAAAAAAAAAAAAGUUUUGCUCUUCCCGUGCUCUGGCGGUCGCGUAGACACGUGCGUAACCAUCCUCUGGCAGGAAGUUUCAUUGAUCCGUCUAGUUUUGUGAUAACUUGGUGUUCGCUGGUUUUAAUGAAGGUUUGAUGAGGGAGAAAGGGUCUGCAAUCGCCUGAUUCACACCUCACAUUCCCUAGUGCGGAGCGAAUAUCUAUGAAUGAAAUGUAUAUAUCUCCGUAUUGAAAUAUACACAAAUACUUGUAUAUUACCUCUGUCUGAAACCUUAGUCUGCAAAUUACUUUUACUGGGGCGGAGCGGAGGCAACGCAAGAACUUGUUUGUCUCCUGGCUGGGAAUAGUGGGACUGGAGUGCUGCCUGCUCCUGAGCGCUCCGGGAUUCCUGGUGCUGCAGGGAUCCGGGCGCUCGGGUCUGCCGGGGCCUCUGCAGCUCCUGUUCACCUGUGGGAAGGGUGAGGAGGUUUUCAGUGUUUGCCUCAAGCCUCUCAAUUUGAGCUGCUGCAGGGUGUAUUAAAAGGUGUAUUAGGGUUAGCUAAUUCAGCAUGGAUAUGACACGCUGGCACGGCACACCACGCCAUAUUUUUAGAAAGUGUAGUGCUUUUGUGGCUUCUGACAGCUUGCUGAGGAAUUAAGGGUUUACCUGGUUAUAACUCAGAGCAAAUGUUAAUAGUUGCCUCAGUAAAGAAAAACAACUGUUGCAAUUGUGCUAUUUUUAUCCACACAUCCUUUUUCUUUGCUCAUUACCUUAUCUGCCUAUGACUUGGUCACUUGAUUCACCCCGCUCUUUGCAUAUGAGCACCUAAUAUAGUUCUAGUGAAGCUGGUGAAGCAAGUUCCAUUAAUUUGAAGAAGGGUACCGCUGGGGUGAUUUUCAUCACCUUCUUUUACACCUUUUCCCACCCUGAAAGGUUUGCAUUGAAGUGAUGUGUAUGGUUUAAGAGUUUUUUGUUUUUUGGGGUUUUUUUUAACUCUUGUACCUAACCACAAGUUUCCUUGUGCCAGAGAAGCUGUCUGGUUCUGUUUGUCAUAAUCAGAUUUGUCUGCCAAAGGACCGGGGAAUACUUCCAUGCCUCACUGAUGUGAAGUAAUACUGUAAGGAUAAUAGUUAUCUCAUGGAAUAGCUUUUAGUAGUUAUCUUCGGGAGCAGCUGCUUGUUAUCCAUGCAAGCUUCUCCUUUGGAGCUCUGGGGGAGCACAGCAGUCGAGGAACCCACUGACUGCAGCAGGACAGCAGUUAGUGCGGUAACCUGAGACUCAUUUCACACCAGGGUGAUGAAGUGCCACUAAGAGGGACGAUGUCUGGGUGAGGAAAGAAGGAUUGGCCAAGUGUGGAAGAUGCAAACAGGCCUUUUAUUGCAAUGUGGAAUGUCAGUGAGGUGUAAGACAGUGUUCUGGGAAUCAAUCCAGUAGUCCUGGAUGGCAGAAUCUUUUUGAAGAACUUGGAGAAGAGGAGUGUUCCCAUGUGCUUUGAUGUAAAAGGCAUAAGGUUUAAAGAACUUCCCUCCCAAAAAUGUUGUCACUCCUAAAUGAAGGGGAAAAUAUUGUGGAUGUAAUGAAAAUAGGAAGAAAAUAUCAUUAAUGUAGCAUUAGGGAUUCAGCUAGAACAAUGCUACUUGUUAUAAUUCAGACUACCUGGAGGAAAACGUGGAAAAGAAUGCAAAAUACAAUCCUGCUGUGAUCGCAGGGAAAGCUGCUGUCAUGGUGCUUCUAUCCCAGGUAAUUUCUCUUGUUUAUUUAGUGGGUGUGUAUGGAUGAGAGUCCUGCAAAGCUUCAGGUUCAGUGCCUUCACUUUUUGAACAAGCACGCUGAAGUUAGUGGGUGUCCUGGGUAAGCAAGAAGAGAAGGAAGACUGGCCAAUGCACAAGCUGGAAUGUGCCUCCAUGUGCACUUUUGGGCAGAACUGGCAACCCUCAGAGACUGUGAGGCUAACAGCAAGGAUCCUUGCCAAACAGAAAACUCACCCUGAAAGAACACAGUCAGAGAAGCUGCUUGCUGUAAGAGAGUUUGAAUCACACCUUGACAAACUAGACAAUGAAAAGAGAGAGCUGAUUCAGAACGACAUUGCUGCUCUGCAUCACUUUUACUCAAAGCACUUGGACUACCCUGACAAUGCUGCCCUUGUAGUUCUCUUUGCACAAGUUAACUGUAAUGGCUUCACAAUUGAGGAUGAAGAACUCUCUCAUCUGGGGUCAGCCAUAUUUCCUGAUGUUGCAUUGAUGAACCAUAGCUGUUGCCCAAAUGUGAUUGUGACUUACAAGGGAACCUUGGCUGAAGUCAGAGCUGUCAGGGAGAUUGAGCCUGGAGAGGAGAUUUUUAGCAGCUAUAUUGACCUGCUGUAUCCCACAGAAGACAGAAAUGACCGGUUAAGAGACUCCUAUUUCUUUAGCUGUGAUUGCAGGGAGUGCACUACAAAAGAAAAGGAUAAAGAGAAACUGGAAAUCUGCAAGCUGAAUGAUCCUCCGUCAGCAGAGACAGUAAAGGACAUGAUCAAAUAUGCCAGGAACGUGAUCGAGGAAUUCAGGCGAGCCAAACACUACAAAUCCCCCAGUGAAUUACUGGAGAUCUGUGAACUCAGCCUGGACAAGAUGGGUGCAGUGUUUGAGGACAGUAAUGUUUAUAUGUUACAUAUGAUGUACCAGGCCAUGGGUGUGUGUCUUUACGUGCAGGACUGGGAAGGUGCGCUGUGUUACGGGCAAAAAAUUAUCAGACCCUACAGUAAACAUUAUCCCUCCUACUCGCUGAAUGUUGCCUCCAUGUGGCUGAAGUUAGGGAGACUGUACAUGACGCUGAAGAACAGGACGGCUGGAGUUAAAGCCCUGAAAAGGGCAAUUGCUAUCAUGGAAGUAGCACAUGGGAAAGAUCAUCCAUACAUUUCAGAGAUCAAAAAGGAAUUAGAGGACCACUGAGCUUUUGAAUCUAUGCAAUCCUUCAAACCUUUAUUUAAAAAGCCUUGUUAUGGAAACCUCCAGGAGUGCUUUGAAAAGCGGUAGAGUAUGAACACAGUUCUGUCCUAUAAUUGGAAUGACAAACACACGUAGGCCUAGCUUCCACACAUCUACAAUUGCCUUUUUUUUUUUUUUUUUUUUUUGUAAGGAAGCAGCCAUGGUUUCUUAAAGGUUAUGCCUUUUGAUGGCUCAUGUGCAGAAAUGGCCAUUUUUUUUCUUUAGGGGUGUUGGUGUGGAUCUUAUUUGUGUAAAGUAAAUAAAGUGGUCUUGGCCCUUCU